GGUCGUAAUGACGUAUUUCUAUAUUAACUAAUUUACCUAAUCAUUAUUCGGUAAAUUAGUUAAUAUUAUGAUAAACAUUAAAGAACUAAUAUACUAUCUUUUGUUAUUAUUUCUUUAGAAAAAGAAUGAAGAAGACUUUAGACUCUUAUUUAUCUUCUUGGUUUUCUCGAAUCGGCAAAUUUGUCGGUGAAUAUCCUCAACAUUGCAUCGCUGCCACCUUAUUGUUUACCGUGAUUUUAGGAACUGGAUUUCUCAACUUUUCUAGAAUAAAGGAUUUAGAGUAUCUCUACAAUCCUAGGAACAGCAGAGUUUUGGAAGAUAGAAAAUUCAUCGAGAAUCUGUUUUCUAAUAGCUACAGGACCGACGAUGAAAUAAUUAGGAUGUCUACAUAUCAAAAUUUAAUUACGAUCAUUGUCUUAGCGAAAAACAACGGUUUCAUGUUGGACCCCUCUUCGAUAGAAGAUGUAAUCCAGAUGGAUGUUAUCAUUCGCAACAUCAGCAUCUUUUGGAAUAAGAAAUUCUACAGUUACCGAGAUAUUUGUAUCAAGAAUAAUCGUAACGAAUGCGCGAAAAACUUCGUUUCUUCCUUGAAAUACAUGAUGAAACAUCCUGGAAAGGUUUCCAUGAGAUAUCCAGUAGAACGAACAGGUUUUGAUGUAAAAAUAAACGCUAUGAACGUAGGUGGAGUAUCAACUAAUGACACUGGAUACAUCACGGACUUCAAGGCCGUUCGUCUCUUCUAUUUUAUGGAUUUCGAAACAGAAAAGAAGAAGCGAGUAGCUUUAAAGUGGGAAGAGGAAUUUUUGAAUAUAAUGACUCAAGUGGAAUUUCGACACAUCGACGUUUCCUUCUUUACUCUUCGCAGUGUCAAUGCCGAAGCUAACAGAAACACAGAACUGAGCAUUCCGCUCGCAUUUAUAAUAACUCCUAUAGUAAUUUUCUUUUCUGUGGCAAGUUGUAUGACGUUCGACAUCGUCAGCAGUAAACCGUGGAUUGGAUUAGCAGCAUGCUGUAGUCCCUUAUUAGCACUUAUAGCAGCAUUCGGUUUGCUACUACAUUGCGGAAUAGAAUAUUCUGACGUCAAUAUAACGAUGACAUUUCUUUUGUUAGGUAUUGGCCUAGACGACUCCUUUGUUUUGUUGGCUGCUUGGAGGCGAACGAACGUAAAAGACAGCACAAUACAAAGGAUGAGCCAUACAUUUUCCGAAGCGGGAGUGUCCAUCGCCAUCACUUCCUUGACUAACAUUGCUUCGUUUUGUGUUGGAAUCACUUCACCUUUUAGAGUCGUUCGUAUCUACUGCAUGUAUGGCGCUCUGUCUGUAUUGUUCGAUUUCGUCUAUCAAAUCUUCUUUUUCGGAAGUCUCAUGGCACUUGAUGGCCACCGGGAAAAACAUCGUCUCAAUCCUUUUCUCUGUUACACAGUGAAAGAAACACAUUUCGAUAACGAAACAUCCAAAGUCAGACAAGACGAAACCUACUCGAACAAGUGUGAUAGAGCCGUGAAAUACCUAUCUGAAAAACUGGGAAGUCUCCUCUGUAGAAAAUCAGUGAAAAUGCUAAUCGUAUUCAUGUUCGUAUGCAAUAUCGCAGGAAGUAUUUACAGCAUCAAAGAUAUGAAACAAGGACUGGACUUAAAAGAAAUCUUUCCAUUUUCUUCUCCGAUCACAAAAUUCAUAAAUAAUUACUAUUCGUAUUUUACAGAUUAUCCACACGUAAUACAAGUCGUUUUUAAUCAGACAUUAGAUUAUUCAAAUCCCAGUGUACAAGAAGAAGUAGAGAACAUCUUGUCAAUGGUUCAGAACGCUCCUUAUAUCAGUGGACGCGAACACUUUUUAUGUUGGAUACGAGAAUAUCUUUCUUUCAUUCACAAUAACGACUUAAAUUAUCUCAUGAAAGAUUUUAACACGAGCGAUUCACGAGGUUUCGUACAAGGAUUGAAACAAGUAUUUCUCAGAUUUCAGCCAGCCAUUCAAUUCCGGAAAGAUCUAUCUUGGGAUAGAGAGAGAAACCAAAUUGUAGCUUCAAGGUGUUUUGUUUCGUCCAAAGGCGUCAGAACCGGAACUGAUGAGAAAUUAUUAUUAGAAGGUUUACGUCAGAUUGCGGAUCGUAGCAAAUAUCGCGUAAUCGUAUACAACAUUUUAUUUGCUUUCUACGAGCAAUCUUUAAACUUGACGGCUAUCUGUUUGCAAAACGUGGGUGUCGCCGUCUUUGUAGUAAGCCUGAUAUUCCUCUUGAUGAUACAAGAUAUUCCUUGCACCGUUUGCGUGUCAUUAAACGUCGUCUGCAUUCUAGUAGAGACAAUGGGUUACAUGAAUUGGUGGCAUGUCAAAUUAGAUCUGAUGUCGGUCCUGAUUUUAAUGAUGAGUGCGGGAUUAUGCAUCGAUUUUUCGGCUCACGUGGCAUACGCGUAUAAGUGUUGCCAGAAGGAAUCUUCCGAAGAAAAAAUUAAAUAUAGUUUGAACGCUACGGGAUAUCCGAUAAUGCAAAAUUGCUUGUCUACCCUAUUGGGUGUCAUAGUUUUGGCAUUUGGACCUUCCUAUACUUUUGUGAUAUUUUUCAAAAUAAUCUUGUUGAUUAUGGUUUUCGCUGCUCUUAACGGACUGCUUCUGUUGCCAGUAUUACUGAUUAUUGGAGAAUCAAUUGUUGCUCCUUGGAAAAAGAAAAGUUUUCCAUUCUCCCAGUAAAAGUAAUUCUCACGUAAAAUUUGAGGUAACUUUAUUUUUGAAAGUAGCACAAAAAGUUGUUUGUUUCAUAAAAGUUUAUCAGUAUUUUAAAGUAGAAAUUUUCUUUAUAAUUAUAGCUUUUAAAAACAUCCAUGAUUAUCAAUUUUUAAGGUAUCGAAUGAAUGAUGCAAUUUAAAAUAUCAAUGCUUGUUUUAUUCGUGUGUUCGAUUAUAUCAAAGAGACGUUAUUUCUUAUUCUUUCUCCUUCUUCUAACGAUUAAAUUUCAUAGAUUUUGAAUACACAUUCUGGUCCAUUUGCCUGACGACUAUCAUUUACUUUAUCGAUAGUUCUUCCAUUUACUCUUGUAAUUUUUGUAGUUUGUUUAUUAUUAAAUAACAUCACAAGACAGUAGGCUUUUUUAUUAAAUAAUUGUCUAUUAUUAUUUACUCAGAAAUAUUAUCUCUCAGACGAACACUUUUAGUUUCUGGUAAUGGAAAGAUGCAUGUUUCAGCCAUAAUAGUGAAUAAUCCUGUGAUAACCAACUGUACGCUCCUAGUCACCUCUUCGCUUUGUAGCAAAUCAUAUGCUGUAUUAUAUGAAUUUCUGAAAGCUUAAAAUCGAAAAAAUGUAACACAUGAUUUUAAAUUUUAAUCUCUUUUAACGUGAAAUGACUUUAGACGUGGUAUUUCGGAUAAUUUCUUUGUUCCAAAUUCUCUACAAGGGUUAAUGUAAUCUGCCACAAUAUAAUGAAAACGAUUCAGUCUACUAGAAAUCUUCCUUAGUAUAGCGUAGUAAUCGAAAUAUAACUGCAGAGAUGACUCUCUCAUUUUGGAACAAAGUAUAUUCUUUACAAAGUUAUAAAAAAUUCAUUUAUUCUUUUACUAUAUUACUG
This is a messenger RNA of Centruroides sculpturatus (bark scorpion), 3555 nucleotides long. Its product is annotated as patched domain-containing protein 3-like. Lineage: Eukaryota; Metazoa; Arthropoda; Arachnida; Scorpiones; Buthidae. The coding region runs from base 126 to 2684 and encodes 852 amino acids. The transcript is spliced from 4 exons. Gene Ontology annotation, cellular component: membrane. The record is from RefSeq and is a predicted model, not a curated record.